AUGCCCGUUCUCAAGCCCCUUUUGGGCGAAGGCGAUGCGCCGCAGCAAUACAAGCAACCCUCCAGAAAGGGCAAGAAAGCGUGGCGGAAGAACGUCGACGUUACCGAGGUGCAGGACGGUCUCGAUGAGCUGAACAAGCAAAUAAUUACGGGUGGUGUCGUCGCAGAGAAGGACUCGGCCGACCUCUUCACCCUCGACACGGUUGGCAAGAUCGAGAAGCGCCCUAGACCCAAGAAGACUCUCAAGUCAGAAGAGAUCAUCGCCGCCCGCUCCUCCGUUCCCGCCGUAUCCUCCCGUAAGAAGCGCGAAAACGAAAGCUCCAAGACGGCCAAUGGCCUCCUCCCCGUAAAGCGUCAGCGCACCGACUGGGUCUCGCACAAGGAGCUCGACCGUCUGCGCAGGGUUGCCGACGGGCAAGAAGAUUCGAGCAUCGUCCCCCAGGAAGCUACGUACGAUCUCUGGGGUGCCGGCGCGCCUGCCCUCGUAGCGGCGGCAAAGGCAGAUCCCGGCACCACCAAGGAGGACAACUUCAUCCCGCCCGUGGUGAAAGCUAAGCCCCCAAAGACACUCAAGCACAAGCCGCUCUCCCUUGUCGCGAGCGGCAAGCAGAUCCCGGCGGUUCUGAAGCCGACGGGCGGCUACUCGUACAACCCGACGUUUGACGACUACGCCGAAAGACUUGAAGAGGAGAGCGCCAAGGCCGUGGCAGCGGAGGAAACCCGUCUGGCCGCCGAGGAGGCUGAGCGCGUCAAGCGCGAAGCCAUCGCCCGGUCCGCAGCUGAAGCCGAGGCCGCCGAGGCCCGCGCACAGCUGUCCGAGUGGGACGAAGACUCGGCCUGGGAAGGGUUCGAGAGCGGCGUCGACGACGACAAGCCGUCCCUGAAGCGGCCGCAGCGCAAGACGCCCCAGCAGAGGAACCGUAUCAAGCGUCGCAAGGAGGCCGAACGCGAGGCCAAGCAUCAGCUGGCGAUGAAGAAGAAGGCAGCCCAGGCGGAGCAGAUUAAACAAAUUGCUGCAGAGAUCGCGGAGCGGGAGGCCUCCAAGAACGCGCUGGCUUUGGCGAAGGAGCUCGGUGAGGGCAGUGACGCGGAUGAUGACGAGGUCGUCGACGAGGGCCGGUUGAGGAGACGACAGCUUGGCAAGAUGAAGCUGCCGGAGAAGGAUCUGGAGCUAGUGCUCCCCGACGAACUCCAGGACUCGCUACGGUUGUUGAGGCCGGAGGGAAACUUGCUCAAGGACCGUUACCGCAGCCUGCUUGUCCGCGGGAGAGUCGAGGCCAGGAGACAUAUCCCCUUCAAGAAGCAAGCCAGGACAAAGCUUACGGAGAAGUGGUCCUACAAGGACUUCAGAAUUUAA
This is a messenger RNA of Colletotrichum graminicola M1.001, 1356 nucleotides long. RefSeq lists its product as uncharacterized. Gene Ontology annotation, cellular component: nucleolus. Lineage: Eukaryota; Fungi; Ascomycota; Sordariomycetes; Glomerellales; Glomerellaceae. Gene Ontology annotation, molecular function: 5S rRNA binding. The record is from RefSeq and is a predicted model, not a curated record. Gene Ontology annotation, biological process: rRNA processing; ribosomal large subunit assembly. The coding region runs from base 1 to 1356 and encodes 451 amino acids. The transcript has 2 exons.